Molecule: messenger RNA, 3601 nt
Organism: Sphaeroforma arctica JP610
Lineage: Eukaryota; Ichthyosporea; Ichthyophonida
Exons: 2
Coding region: 31-3495 (1154 amino acids)
Biological process (GO): regulation of transcription by RNA polymerase II
Cellular component (GO): nucleus
Source: RefSeq, a predicted model, not a curated record
GUUAUCGGUCGAUUCGAUUUUCUUGAACAGAUGACUAAGCGCAGACCGUCGCCUGCUAUGACUGUCACGAGAGGCACUGCACUCGUAGUUAACCAUAAGAAAAUCAGACACUCGAAGAGAUGCGAAUCCCGCAAACCGAAGAAAGCCAAGAAAGUGAGCGAAGCCCCUAAAGCGCAGCAACUACUGGUCCCAUCCAAUGACUCGUCUAAUGAUUAUGGGUCGAAUGCUACAGCCAGCCCACCACCCAGCCACAACACUGUACAUGUCCCUGAGGAAUCAGUAGGUACUACGGACGAUGUGGAUGAGGAUGUAGGUUGCCAUAGCAACAACAGGUUGACACACCCACCCACCACCGCCACACAAAGACCACACACUCAACAGUGGGAUGCAGACGCACCGGAACAGUCGGCAGCCGAUGGGGCGCACACGCGGGCGUACAUAUGUAUCAGCGAAUCAGAUGAUGGAACAUAUAUCCACCCACACAGCCCACCACCACUACGAUUAGAUAAUGGAACGUACAUCCACCCACACAGCCCACCACCACCACUACUCACAGCUGCGGUGAAGAUGUCCAGAAGAGAUGCGCGGGACAGGUAUGUAGGCGUGCGCCCUAGUGCAGUCAGUGAAGGUAGGCACGAGUGUGAAGGGGUGGGUACAGACGAGCUGGUAAAGAAUGGGGGGGAUUCGCCUGGGGCCGUUAUACCGACAAUCAGGCGCUCUAAGGCCAGAUACAUGGCCUCUGCCGCACACCUCAAUGUGCACAAACCAAAGGUCAUACCAACGAUCAAUCGGUCACGGGCUAGAUACAAGCAUGGCACUGUAAGGCACGUCCGUCUCAGUGUGUGUAGUGAGACAUGCACGAGAGAAGACGGGUGUCCGAAGCACCAGGGUGCACACGGACACGAACCCCAGAGUGUGUUAGAGAGUGUGGGGAGUAGCGCUGCGUCUGUGUCAGACGGGAAGGUGUGCAUUCCACGAGUGCCUCCGCGUAGCACGACCAGUAAGUCAGUCAUCGACGUCACGUCUGUGGAUGACGGCUAUGCGCAUGCGGACACAGCCGAUGUGCGCCAGAGCUCUACCGACGAUACUUAUCAACUCACAACACGCACACAGCACUCGACAACAGAUACCGCCGCAGCUGGCACGGGUGACUGUCCACAAGUGUCCCAUUCUCCCGAAUUACAGCCCACCGAGGACGUCUGUAUUGGAGACUGGGGCGCAGACAUGGGAUUCUCAAUCGGCGACGACGAUGAUGCUGCGUUUGCGCUACGGAGUGAGGAGUCUUUCCCACAGCCAACCACAGCCCGAGGUAGUGCGACGGUGUCUGGCGUUGGUUUGUUUGGUGAGCAGGAUAGAGCCUAUGUGGAGAGGAUAGCGGACAGACCACUCACGACACCACCUCCACUGGUAGCGAAUGUGGGCAACGCAGCCACACCCGCGCACGCACACGCACACGCACACGCACACGCACACGCACACACGCAGUCACAAGACACUACAGCGAGUGCUGAGGACGCUGGCAGGCUCAAACGGCCGGCGCAAGGAAUCGGCAAGGUAAAACGCUCCAAGCGACAGCGAUUGGGCUCAGCACCGCACAACACCGAGGGAACAGGCGGGGGAGUGGGUGGCAGCACUGAGGCGGGUGACGCAUGCAUGGUCGUGUGCACGUGGCCGGGGUGUGGGACUGUGGCAGCCGAUCGAGACGAGCUACUGCGGCAUCUGUGCGAGCACACGGACGGGCUGUGGGCUGGGUGUACUGCCCCGUGGUGCAAGGAGGUGUGCACCAGCAACGAGGCACUCGAGAGGCACGUCCGCACACACUACAAGCGCACACCGUACGUGUGCCUGUGGCAGGGGUGCACGGCCUUGUUCGACUGUGUGAAGGCGGUUAUAGGCCACGCACAGGCACACACGGGUGAGACGCCGUUUGCGUGUUCGUGGCGUGGCUGUGACAGUGUGGCGGUGAGCUCCGAUAAUCUGCUGACGCACAUGACUACGCACUGUGGGCUGCGCUCGUUCAUGUGUACACACGGCGGAUGUGGUGCGUGCUACGCCGACAAGGACGCUCUGACACAGCACCAGAGCACACACCGCAGAGGCCUCGACUGCAAAUGGGACGGGUGUGGGGCUACCCUCCGCAGCGAUCGGCAGCUCAUACGCCACAUGCGAGUGCACACGGGUGAGUGCCCAUAUGUGUGCACGUGGGAGGGGUGUGACCAGAGCUUUGCAAAACGCAAACGCCUGGCCAAGCACCUGCGGCUACACACCGAGUUGCCCGACUCAGCACAGAUCAAAGUAGAAUCCUCCACCCCCACUGGUGCUGGUGUGUGCCCUAACAACUCCCAUGGCCCACUGUCGGGUGCUGGUAUGGGUACGGUUGUAGGUGAGAGCCCUGCGACCACCGCACAGACUGCCCCAGUCCGACUACAACAGCCACAGGACAGGACAGGCGCGCCCGUCCAGCAACCGUCAACUGCACCCGAAAUAUCUGGGGGGACCGGUGUGGUGUCUAGGGCCAACGCCCACCUUUGUGCGUGGAGUGGCUGUGGUGUGCGUGUGACGAGUGAGAAAGCGCUGCGACGCCAUCUGACAGAAUUUCAUGUGCGUGUGCCGUGUCCGUACCCUAACUGCGCACAUACAUGCUACAGACACGAGGUAUUCAAGCACGCGCAGGCGACACACUAUCGCGACCGCCGUACCAAGGUGUACCAAUGCGCGUGGGGUUCGUGUGCUAGCAAAAGCAGACCACUGCGUGCAGUGCUGAAGCAUAUGAGAACACACAUCAGGCAUGUCAUCUACUCAUGCUCCUGGGAAGGGUGCAGUUUCAACGGUGCUGCUCUCGUACGCAUCAAACGGCACAUGAUGAGAGAUCACCAAGCACACUCUACCCUCCUUCCCACAGCCACACAUAGCCACACAGUCCAUGCCACUGCCGGUGGUGUGUGCACACAACAACCCAAGCGUGCCAAAACCACAGCAGCUGAUAGCCCUUGGCGGGCCUGUGCAUUUGUGGGCUGUGGUGUGACCGAGGACAACGUACGCCUUAUGAGGAAACACCUGCGUGCUCAUGUAGCACCCCCCAUCCAUUGCCCCUUUGGCGACUGUGGUGUGCUGCUUUCGUCGGAGCUUCCCCUGAAACGGCAUGUUCGCGCGCACAUUUCCGGCGGUGUGUAUGUGUGUUCAUGGUCGGUUGGGUGCGAUGCCGAGAAGAGUGAGGCGAAGGCUUGUGGUGUGCAGCUUCGGGGUGCGAACAAUCUGUUACUGCAUAUGCGCAGGCACACGGAUGAUAGUGUGUUUAGGUGCACGUGGCCUGGUUGUGAUCAAUCGCAAACCUUACAGUUUGACACAGUGCAACAUAUGAUGAACCGGCACCUCGCAAGUAUCUCAAGCGUCUUCACAUGCACUGUGGACGAGUGCGGAGAGGAAUUCGGUUCGAAGAAGGCACGCCGAAAGCAUAUUACAAACAAACACACUCCAGAUGUCAAACAUGCAUGAUUGUAGGAAAGUAUUAAAGACAAACACACUCCAUUUGACAGUUAUAAAGACAAACACACCCCAGAUGUCAAACGUGCAUCAUUAAGGGGAAUUAGUAGAGACAAAC